Molecule: messenger RNA, 5829 nt
Organism: Acomys russatus (golden spiny mouse)
Lineage: Eukaryota; Metazoa; Chordata; Mammalia; Rodentia; Muridae
Gene: Arhgap5
Product: Rho GTPase activating protein 5
Exons: 7
Coding region: 301-4812 (1503 amino acids)
Biological process (GO): signal transduction
Source: RefSeq, a predicted model, not a curated record
GCGCCGGCAGCGAGAGGCGAGCCGAGAGUGGAGGAGGCGGCGGCGGCGGGAGCGCUCCCCAGGAAUGUCGCUGCCGCCGCCACCGCCGGGGCCGCUGCCGUUGAGGAGGCGACGGAGGAGACCGGCGUUGUUAGGAAGAUGAUCCAUGUGAUUUUGAAGACCUUUCAUCAGCAAUGAGGGAACUACAAAGAACCAAAUAUAAUUCUGAAAUUCAAGAUCUGUAUUUUAAGAUGGUUUUAUUUUCAGGAUGAAAAAUAUAUAUGGUUACCUUUAUGAAUGUAGAGACAUGAGAAAAGAGUUAUGAUGGCAAAAAACAAAGAGCCUCGUCCUCCAUCCUAUACUGUCAGUGUAGUUGGACUCUCUGGGACUGAGAAAGACAAAGGUAACUGUGGAGUUGGAAAAUCUUGUUUGUGCAAUAGGUUUGUACGCUCAAAAGCAGAUGAAUAUUAUCCAGAGCACACUUCUGUGCUUAGCACCAUUGACUUUGGAGGCCGAGUAGUAAACAAUGAUCACUUUUUAUACUGGGGUGACAUAACACAAAGUGGUGAAGAUGGAGUAGAAUGCAAAAUUCAUGUCAUUGAGCAAACAGAGUUCAUUGAUGACCAGACUUUCUUGCCUCAUCGAAGUACAAAUUUGCAACCAUAUAUAAAACGUGCAGCUGCCUCUAAAUUGCAGUCAGCAGAGAAACUGAUGUACAUUUGCACCGAUCAGCUAGGCUUGGAGCAAGACUUUGAACAGAAGCAAAUGCCUGAAGGGAAACUCAAUGUAGAUGGAUUUUUAUUGUGUAUUGAUGUGAGCCAAGGUUGUAAUAGAAAGUUUGAUGAUCAACUUAAAUUUGUGAAUAACCUUUUUGUCCAGCUAUCAAAAUCUAAAAAACCCGUGAUAAUAGCAGCAACUAAAUGUGAUGAAUGUGUGGAUCAUUACCUUAGAGAAGUUCAAGCAUUUGCUUCAAACAAAAAGAACCUUCUUGUAGUGGAAACAUCAGCACGAUUUAAUGUCAACAUUGAGACAUGUUUUACUGCAUUGGUACAAAUGUUGGAUAAAACUCGUGGCAAACCUAAAAUUAUUCCCUAUCUGGAUGCUUAUAAAACACAGAGACAACUUGUUGUCACAGCAACAGAUAAGUUUGAAAAACUUGUACAGACUGUGAGAGAUUAUCAUGCAACUUGGAAAACUGUUAGUAAUAAAUUAAAAAAUCAUCCUGAUUAUGAAGAAUAUAUCAACUUAGAGGGAACAAGGAAGGCCAGAAAUACAUUCUCAAAGCAUAUAGAGCAACUCAAACAGGAACAUAUAAGAAAAAGGAGAGAAGAAUAUAUAAAUACCUUACCAAGGGCUUUUAAUACUCUCUUGCCGGAUCUAGAAGAGAUUGAACAUUUGAAUUGGUUGGAAGCUUUGAAGUUAAUGGAAAAGAGAACAGAUUUCCAGUUAUGUUUUGUGGUGCUAGAAAAAACACCUUGGGAUGAAACUGACCAUAUAGACAAAGUUAACGAUAGACGGAUCCCGUUUGACCUCCUGAACACUUUAGAAGCAGAAAAGGUCUAUCAGAACCAUGUACAACAUCUGAUUUCAGAGAAAAGAAGAAUAGAAAUGAAGGAGAAAUUCAAGAAGACUUUAGAAAAAAUUCAGUUCAUUUCCCCUGGGCAGCCGUGGGAGGAGGUUAUGUGUUUUGUCAUGGAGGAUGAAGCAUUCAAGUACAUCCCUGAGGCUGAUAGCAGGGAAGUAUAUGCUAGGCAUCAGCGAGAGAUAGUUGAAAAAGCCAAAGAAGAGUUUCAAGAAAUGCUAUUUGAGCAUUCUGAACUUUUUUAUGACUUAGAUCUUAAUGCAACACCAAGUUCAGACAAAAUGAGUGAAAUUCAUACAGUUCUAAGUGAAGAACCUAGAUAUAAAGCUUUACAGAAACUUGCACCUGAUAGGGAAUCUCUUCUACUUAAGCAUAUAGGAUUCGUUUAUCAUCCCACUAAAGAGACAUGCCUCAGUGGCCAAUACUGUACAGACAUUAAAGUGGAGCACUUACUUGCCAGUAGUCUAUUACAGUUGGAUCAUGGCCGCUUACGCUUGUAUCAUGACAGUACCAAUAUAGACAAAGUUAAUCUUUUCAUUUUAGGGAAAGAUGGCCUUGCCCAGGAACUAGCAAAUGAGAUAAGGACUCAAUCCACUGAUGAUGAGUAUGCCUUAGAUGGAAAAAUUUAUGAACUUGAUCUUCGGCCUGUUGAUGCCAAAUCGCCUUACAUUUUGAGUCAGUUAUGGACUGCCGCCUUCAAACCACAUGGGUGCUUCUGUGUAUUUAAUUCUAUCGAGUCACUGAGUUUUAUUGGGGAAUUUAUUGGAAAAAUAAGAACUGAAGCUUCUCAAAUCAGAAAAGACAAAUAUAUGGCUAACCUUCCAUUUACAUUAAUUCUUGCUAAUCAGAGGGAUUCCAUUAGUAAAAAUCUACCAAUUCUCAGGCACCAAGGACAACAGUUGGCCAACAAAUUGCAGUGUCCUUUUGUAGAUGUACCUACUGGCACCUAUCCUCGUAAAUUUAAUGAAUCACAAAUAAAGCAAGCUCUAAGAGGAGUAUUGGAAUCGGUCAAACACAAUUUAGAUGUGGUGAGCCCAGUUCCAAUCAAUAAGGAUGUGUCAGAAGCUGACUUGAGAAUUGUUAUGUGUGCCAUGUGUGGCGACCCGUUUAGUGUGGAUCUCAUUCUUUCACCUUUCCUUGAUUCUCAUUCUUGCAGUGCUGCUCAAGCUGGGCAGAAUAAUUCCUUAAUGCUUGACAAAAUUAUUGGUGAAAAAAGGAGGCGAAUACAGAUCACAAUAUUGUCAUACCACUCCUCAAUUGGAGUAAGAAAAGAUGAACUGGUUCAUGGUUAUAUAUUAGUUUAUUCUGCAAAACGGAAAGCAUCAAUGGGAAUGCUUCGUGCAUUUCUGUCAGAAGUUCAAGAUACUAUUCCUGUACAACUGGUGGCAGUUACUGACAGUCAAGCAGAUUUUUUUGAAAAUGAGGCUAUCAAGGAGUUAAUGACUGAAGGAGAACACAUUGCAACUGAGAUAACUGCUAAAUUUACAGCAUUAUAUUCAUUAUCUCAGUAUCAUCGGCAAACUGAGGUCUUUACUCUGUUUUUCAGUGAUGUUCUAGAGAAAAAAAAUAUGAUAGAAAAUUCCUAUUUGUCUGAUAAUACAAGGGAAUCUACCCAUCCAAGUGAAGAUGUUUUUCUACCAUCUCCAAGAGACUGUUUUCCCUAUAGCAAUUACCCUGAUUCAGAUGACGACACAGAAGCACCCCCUCCUUAUAGUCCAAUUGGGGAUGAUGUACAGUUGCUUCCAACACCUAGUGACCGGUCCAGAUACAGGUUAGAUUUGGAAGGAAAUGAGUAUCCUGUCCAUAGCACCCCAAAUUGUCAUGACCAUGAACGUAACCAUAAAGUGCCUCCACCUAUUAAACCUAAACCAGUUGUACCUAAAACAAAUGUGAAAAAACUAGAUCCAAACCUUUUAAAAACAAUUGAAGCUGGUAUUGGUAAAAAUCCAAGAAAACAGACUUCCCGGGUGCCUUUGGCACAUCCUGAAGAUAUGGAUUCUUCAGAUAACUAUGCGGAACCCCUUGACACAAUUUUCAAACAGAAGGGCUAUUCUGAUGAAAUUUAUGUUGUCCCAGAUGAUAGUCAGAAUCGAAUUAUUAAAAUUCGAAACUCAUUUGUAAAUAACACUCAAGGAGAUGAAGAAAACGGGUUUUCUGAUAGAACCUCAAAAGGUCAUGGGGAACGUAGGCCUUCAAAAUACAAAUAUAAAUCUAAAACUUUGUUUAGUAAAGCCAAAUCAUACUAUAGAAGAACACACUCGGAUGCAAGUGAUGAUGAGGCUUUCACUACUUCUAAAACAAAAAGAAAAGGAAGACAUCGUGGAAGUGAAGAAGAUCCACUGCUUUCUCCUGUUGAAACUUGGAAAGGUGGUAUUGAUAAUCCUGCAAUCACAUCUGACCAGGAGGUAGACGAUAAGAAGAUGAAGAAGAAAACCCACAAAGUAAAGGAAGAUAAAAAGCAGAAAAAGAAAACUAAGACCUUCAACCCACCAACACGUAGAAAUUGGGAAAGUAAUUACUUUGGGAUGCCCCUCCAGGAUCUGGUUACAGCUGAGAAGCCUAUACCACUAUUUGUUGAAAAAUGUGUGGAAUUUAUUGAAGACACAGGAUUAUGUACUGAAGGACUGUACCGUGUUAGUGGAAAUAAAACUGAUCAAGACAACAUUCAAAAGCAGUUUGAUCAAGAUCAUAAUAUCAAUCUAGUAUCAAUGGAAGUGACAGUAAAUGCUGUAGCUGGAGCUCUCAAAGCUUUCUUUGCUGAUCUGCCGGAUCCUUUGAUUCCAUAUUCGCUCCACCCAGAGCUAUUGGAAGCAGCAAAAAUCCCAGAUAAAACAGAACGCCUUCAUGCCUUGAAAGAAAUUGUUAAGAAAUUUCACCCUGUAAACUAUGAUGUUUUCAGAUAUGUGAUAACGCAUCUAAACAGGGUUAGUCAGCAAAAUAAAAUCAACCUAAUGACAGCAGACAACUUAUCCAUCUGUUUUUGGCCAACUUUGAUGAGACCUGAUUUUGAAAAUCGGGAGUUUCUGUCUACCACUAAGAUCCAUCAAUCUGUUGUUGAAACCUUUAUUCAGCAGUGCCAGUUUUUCUUUUACAAUGGAGAAAUUGUAGAAACUGCGAACACUGUGGCUCCUCCACCACCUUCAAAUCCAGGACAAUUGGUGGAAUCAAUGGUACCGCUUCAGUUGCCACCACCAUUGCAACCUCAGCUAAUUCAACCACAAUUGCAGACAGAUCCACUUGGUAUUAUAUAAAUAUAAUGUGAUUGCAGAUGGCUUGAAAUUGGACAAAAGCAAAACUAGACAUGCAUGUUUCAGGGUUUAGUAGUAUAUAUUUCAUGUUUCAUACAGAUAAUCCACAUUCAAAAUGGCGAGACUUACUCUUUGAACUAUAUGGUAUUCCCUAUUCACUUACGUUACAAAUCUAAAACAUGUGGUAAGCAUGACUGGAGAGGUUUAAUUUUUAUAAACAAAUAGUUAUAAAAAUGCAAAGCUGCUGCUGCUGCAUGCAACCUUAUUGCAAUCAGUAUAUCAUUCCUGUGGCAAUUUCUGUCACAUUAUAUUGUGAAUAAAAUUUUUCUAUAGAAAUUAAAUGAUUUAAAAGCUCAUAUAUGAAACGUUUAAUGCUUUCAGCCUGCUUUAUGGCUGGUUUUGUUAUUUGAUGUGCUAAUUUGGGGACUUAAUUUACAUAUAAGCAGUCUGUGUAGAUAACUAAAGCCCAGUUAAGUAUUUUUUAAUUUGAGGCUACUAUGCCAUUCCUUGGAUGUUGUUUGAAAGAAAGGAAAAAAAAAAUCGUGUAACAGAUUUCACAUUCUGCACCUUCAGCUAAUAAGUAAAUCUGUGGAUGAUUUGAUGAGGAGUGAACGAACCUGUUUCCUUUACUCACAUACCAAGGACACAACUUGUGAUUAAAGUGAGUUGAUAAUGUGGUGUAAGGAUAGUUGUCACCAACUCAUUUCUUUAUGAUCUAUAAUGGAAAUACGUUUUGUAUACGGUUAAUUCUGUAAACAGAUGCAUGUUCAAAAGAUCUAUGAUGGUCUUGUAAUCUUAAUCUAAUAUAUUUUAGAUAUUUUAAUUUUUCCCUCUUAGGGAAUACAUUUAGUAUAGUGUAGAAAAAUACUCCAUGACAUUUUCAUAUAAGGUUAUAUAACUUUUCAUACAUAAACAUGAAAUUUGUUGUAGAAAGUUCUUUAAACCAAACAUUUAAUGUAGGACUUCAAUUUAAUCUGUUCCUUGAAUCUAUUUUUAUGUGGCCCUUGAGAAUAUAUCCCC